Molecule: messenger RNA, 1066 nt
Organism: Sorghum bicolor (sorghum)
Lineage: Eukaryota; Viridiplantae; Streptophyta; Magnoliopsida; Poales; Poaceae
Product: probable E3 ubiquitin-protein ligase ATL44
Exons: 1
Coding region: 24-713 (229 amino acids)
Source: RefSeq, a predicted model, not a curated record
UUGCUGGCUGGCCGAACACCACCAUGCGCACUCCGGCAGGCCUCCUCCACUCAGCCAUCGCUGACACCCCAUCUCCGGCUGGUGCUUUGCCUCUCCUGCUCCCUGCUCAUGGAGAGGAGCAGCAACAGCAGCAGGCCAUCUCAGUGGACUCCGACACGGUGGUCAUCCUGGCGUCCCUCCUCUGCGCCCUCAUCUGCGUGGCCGGCCUUGCGCUCGUCGCCCGGUGCGCCUGCCGCAGAGGAGGAGGAGGAGGAGGAGGAGGAGGAGUGGCGGCAGCGGGCGGUGGCAACAGCUCUGGCGGCAGGCCGUCCGCCCAGCCACCCAGGGGACUGGAGAAGGCGGCCAUCGAGGCGCUGCCCACCGUCUCCGUCUCUUCUUCUCCGAAUCUGAAUAACCUGAUGAAAGGAAGGACAAGAGAGGAGGAGUGCGCCAUCUGCCUGGCGCCGUUCACGGAGGGAGACCAGCUCCGUGUGCUGCCGCGCUGCGCCCACGGCUUCCACGCCGCCUGCAUCGAUACCUGGCUCGCCGCCCACGCCAGCUGCCCCUCCUGCCGCGCCACCAUCGUCUCCGUCGUCUCGCCGCUGUGCCGGAGGUGCGGGGCAGCCUGCUGCGACGCCAUGGCAGCACCGCAGCCUGCUACUGCUGCGGCCUGGCUUACUCCUUGGCCGAUCGAUGGAGCGAGCUUGUCAUCAUCCGCAACAUCUAUCCACUGAUCGAUGCAUGGCCGGCAAAGGAAAUGCCCAAGGAAUGAAGAUCAUGCAUCCACGUCUUGGACUUGGAUCCCAUCCCAUCCCAUCCCUGGAAAUGAUGCCAUUCAUUUCAUUGGAUACAAUACAAUACAAGCAAGCACGUAAUCAACCCAACCCGCAUAUAUAUAUAUAUAUCAUGUAGAAACUGCCUGUCCAGUUUCAUACCACUCGAUCGUAUAAUCUGCACGUCCAGCGCAGGAACUGGAACAUGGCAUCGACCAUUCGUGGCUGCACUGCAGGCACUACAUACGUGAGCGCUUUUGACCUUUGUGUUCUACGGAGUACUCCCUCCACAGUCCAUCCCAUCGUUCUCACUC